This is a messenger RNA of Penicillium roqueforti, 1488 nucleotides long. RefSeq names its product MFS transporter. Gene Ontology annotation, cellular component: membrane. The record is from RefSeq and is a predicted model, not a curated record. Bases 1 to 1488 code for a protein of 495 amino acids. Gene Ontology annotation, biological process: transmembrane transport. Gene Ontology annotation, molecular function: transmembrane transporter activity. The transcript has 4 exons. Lineage: Eukaryota; Fungi; Ascomycota; Eurotiomycetes; Eurotiales; Aspergillaceae.
AUGUGGGAACUCAAUAUCCUCGCACCACCAAUGAGACAUGAAAUUAACCCGUGGCCCUUUGUCCUCUAUAUACAGACCAUUGAUGAGAUUGGUUUCACACCCCACCACUGGAAACUAUUUUGCCUGAACGGAUUCGGAUAUGCAGUUGACUCGCUAAUUCUCUUGAUUCAAUCCAUUAUUUCGACCCAGGCCAGGUUGGAGUUCAACCCAUCAUAUUCCACCGGGCUCACCAUUGCGGUUUAUGUUGGUAUGUUGGUGGGUGCCAUAUUUUGGGGCUUUUCGGCAGACAUCAUCGGCCGGCGUUUUGCCUUCAACUUCUCCCUAUUUAUCUCAUCCGUGUUCACUAUCGUCGCGGGGGCAGCUCCCUCUUGGGUCACACUGGGAUUGUUUGUCUGCUUGAGUGCGUUCGGCGCUGGGGGUAACCUGGUUCUCGAUACCACGGUCUUUCUCGAGUACCUUCCUAGCAAGGAACAGUGGCUAUUGACACUCAUGGCGGCAUGGUGGGGUCUGGGUCAGCUCAUCGCAGGUCUGUUUGCUUGGGCCUUUCUUCCCAACUUUUCCUGUAGCGACGCUUCCACGUGUACUCGAGAAAACAACCAGGGAUGGCGUUAUGUGUGGUACACAUCUGGCGCCUUGGUAUUCGUUCUCUCCAUCCUUCGUGUGACCAUCAUCCGCCUUGAAGAGACCCCCAAGUUCCUCAUUUCCGAGGGCAAAGAUGAACAAGCACUACACGUUCUACGCAACAUCGCCGAUCGACACAACCGCCCAUGCAGCCUCACUAUUGAGCGGCUCCAGGCAUGCGGACAAACCGCUCGUCGUGGGGUUCCAGGAUCUGCUUGGUUUGCGCGGCUCAUUUCCCCCAGCGAAAUUCUCUUCCAUCUCCGCGGCCUCUUUGAAACUCGCAAAAUGGCUCUGUCUACGACCCUGGUCUGGCUCUCCUGGCUCCUCAUCGGCCUCGCGUAUCCUCUUUAUAACGUGUUCCUCCCCACCUACCUUGCAUCGCGGGGCGCAAUGUUUGGAGAGAGUAGCCCGUAUAUUACCUGGCGAAACUACGCUAUUAACAAUACCUGUAGUAUCUUCGGUCCCGUGUUGGCGGGACUCAUGUGUCGCUCGCCCUGGUUUUGGGGCCGUCGGGGAACCAUGAUUAUCGGAGCUGUGGUCACAAUGGUUUUCUUUUUCUGCUAUACACAGGUGCGCACUGCGAGCCAGAAUCUAGGCUUUACGUGUGCUAUUUCUUUUUGCUUGAAUGUGUACUACGGUACUCUCUAUGCCUACACCCCCGAGGUCUUCCCCUCUGCCCAUCGGGGCACAGGAAAUGGCGUUGCCAUUGGACUCAAUCGUAUCAUGGGAAUCGUCAGUGCCGUUAUCGGCCAGGCCGCAAAUACCAGCACGCCCGUGCCGAUUUACAUAUGCGCAGCCCUUUACCUUGUGAUGGCGAUUAUUGCCGGAGCUUUGCCAUUUGAACCGUAUGGUCGGCGAAGCAGCUAA